Molecule: messenger RNA, 477 nt
Organism: Protopolystoma xenopodis
Lineage: Eukaryota; Metazoa; Platyhelminthes; Monogenea; Polystomatidea; Polystomatidae
Source: the annotation of a GenBank genome assembly
AUGACAGCACUCACUGAUGAUACCGACUACGAUGCCGGCAAAACGUUUGAGAAUACCUGCGCCUGGCUGAUUCGACAUAUCAUGCGACCACAUUCACCACUAGCCCUCUGUUUGUUGAGAGGCCUCGAUGCUGGUGUUAGUCACACGGACAGCUCUCGGCUGGCAGACUCAAAACGUUACUUACAUCAGCAUGCUCUACCCAGUCUAUUGACUGGUAUCUUCUCUCGUUUGCGGUUUUUGGCGGGCCGCUACACCGAAGAGAUUGCCUCGCCUGGUCACACAGUCUUGGGCAGACAUAGCGCUUCUUCACUCAAGUCUGAAGGACCGAUGUAUGUCACUGACUCUUUUUUUCUUCUUUCCCAGAUUGAUGAUUUUACUUUUUUCGUACUUGAGGGCUUUAGAACCAGAUUUUGCUAUAAUCUAUUUGCUGAAAUAUUUUUAAUAAGCCUUGUAUACACCAGCAUUACAUUUUAUUGA